AUGAUAGAAGGAAAAUUGAACUCGCGCCCUCCGUCAGAUGGCAGUAAAAAACCCAGCUCGAAGUACAAAGCAGGAAAGGGUCGUCAGAGCAGGAAGGAAAGCGAAGGGAAAAAUCUGGAGCAAAAGGAGGACAUGCAAAGUGCUAUCGAUUAUAAGAAUAACUUGAACACGGAAUGCGUUGGCACGUUGAACUCCAAAUUUAUUGAUGACAGAGAUGGAGACAAUAAUCAAACGGAUGCUUUUUCCUAUAAAAAGGAAAGCAUGAUGAGGGCAUCUCAGUCAACUCAUUUCGGGAUGCAGGAUGAUUUCAUCUUAGAGGACAUAGACGACUCCUUCGAGGAACGAGAAAAUAGCAUCAACAUAGUGGAGGUGAAGAGUUCCAGCGCGAAAAGAAAAAUGCUGAAAACUUUAUACAUCCGAUUGAUAUACGCCUUGUUGUACACAAUAUUUGGCAUACUCAUCCAGUGUUACUUUAUCAUACUAAGUGACACGUACUACAAGACGGGAGACGAACCGUUGAAGGAUAGAGUCCACGAACUGUACAAAGAAGUACCAUCAUUUAUGAAAGCAGCAUUUAUAAAUUCAAAUAUCAUGUUUUUUCUGAUAAUUACUCUAUUGAGAUUUGGCCUAUUUUCUCCCAUUUUGAUUUCGAUUAGUAUGUUUAUAAGACUACUAUUAAUGCUCUCCUCCAUCUACUGCGUAAGGUCAAUCUUUAUUUAUGUCACGACAAUCCCAUGUCCAAUACCUACCUGCCAGCCUGUCAGAAAUAAAAAUUUACUAGAAAAUUUAUAUACUACUUAUCUGAUAAUAACUGCGCAAGUGUAUGAAUGUACAGAUUUGAUAAUUUCUGGGCAUACUGCUUUUACCACGGUUUUAAAAUUUUUUUGGAUGUUUUAUGAAAAGAAGAUUUACAUAAAGGCGGUGCUUUUCCUUUACUGCCUAUUUAUUUAUGGCAUGAUUGUGAUUUCCAGAUUUCACUACACGGUGGACGUGCUCAUGGGCUAUGUCUUUGGCUCCACAGUUUUUCUCUUCUAUCAUUGCCUGUUGGAAAUUGCCGCCAAGCGAUACGCCAAACAUGGGUCCUUCUCCAUUAAGAAUUCAAAUUACGCAGCAUCCUUUGUCGAGCGCUGCGCAGUGUUCACCUACUUCAUUCAGAUAAUAGGGUUCAUGGAAGGAUUGGAGCACAGGCUGAACAUGGCCGCUUCGUAUGACAAGGAAUGGAACUGCUUCUGUCCGUGCAAGCCAGUGAAUGCAAAAGGCCUCAUAAUAAAAAAGAGGACCAUGAACAACGAAGAGUAUUGCGAUUUUAGCGACCACUUUUACCAUUCCUAUGCCGGCAGCGGGUCCUUUGAUCUAUCCACCCUUAAGAACAUUGCAAACGGAAUCAAGCGCCUGUGUGGUAUCAAGAAGAAGAAUUAA
Molecule: messenger RNA, 1419 nt
Organism: Plasmodium knowlesi strain H
Lineage: Eukaryota; Apicomplexa; Aconoidasida; Haemosporida; Plasmodiidae
Product: sphingomyelin synthase 1, putative
Exons: 4
Coding region: 1-1419 (472 amino acids)
Biological process (GO): ceramide biosynthetic process
Cellular component (GO): Golgi membrane; endoplasmic reticulum membrane
Molecular function (GO): sphingomyelin synthase activity; ceramide cholinephosphotransferase activity
Source: RefSeq, a predicted model, not a curated record